Sporothrix schenckii 1099-18 is the source of this 303-nucleotide messenger RNA. RefSeq lists its product as uncharacterized. NCBI's taxonomy places the organism in Eukaryota, Fungi, Ascomycota, Sordariomycetes, Ophiostomatales, Ophiostomataceae. The coding region runs from base 1 to 303 and encodes 100 amino acids. The record is from RefSeq and is a predicted model, not a curated record. The transcript has a single exon.
AUGCGCACCAGCGCACAUAUAUGUACUUUCUGGCCAACUGGCUCUGUAUGUCGAUACCUCAGCCUUCACUACGGCGAGACCGGUAUGUACUGGUUUCUCUCGGAGAUUGCCCUGUGCGGAAUCUGUUCAAGCAUGCAGGGUGGUGAAAGCGGACACGGCGCCGGCGAUGUCGCCUGGAACGAGCACGUGCUGGACGCGCCGAAGCUGGUCGAGGAGGCCACACUACAGCUGCUGGCCUGGCACGCUAACCUCGUACUCUGCAACGGACCCGAUUCCAAUGUCUGCGUGCGCCCCUCGUGCUGA